Molecule: messenger RNA, 3804 nt
Organism: Paramacrobiotus metropolitanus
Lineage: Eukaryota; Metazoa; Tardigrada; Eutardigrada; Parachela; Macrobiotidae
Product: probable ATP-dependent RNA helicase DDX23
Biological process (GO): mRNA splicing, via spliceosome
Cellular component (GO): catalytic step 2 spliceosome
Molecular function (GO): RNA helicase activity; RNA binding; ATP binding
Source: RefSeq, a predicted model, not a curated record
GCUUAAUUUUGGAAAAAACGUUUGUGUUUCAUUGUUUUCCUUUUUUAGUUAUUUAAAAUUUAAAUGUAUAAUAGUUAAUCAAUUAUUCUUUAUUAUCCUAUAAUAGAGAUUGUUAUUUUUAAUUAUUCGUAUUACAGAGAUUUUGGUUGUUUUUUUAAUGUUUAAAUUUUAACCGUGAAGUAAGUAGUGCGUCAGCGCUUGCAGUUAUAAUUAUUCGAGUGGCUAUUGCUCAAUAAAUCUUCAUUAUUCUUUAAUGAAUUUAUUAUGUUUUCUGAGGUGGAUUAGCUGGAAGAUGAAUUAAGCUGAACUGACGGUGUAAUUAAGUAGGUGGGAAUGGGAUGACAUUAUUUUUCGACUGUCCGAUCGGCAGCUGUUGUUUGUUGCCGAAUGUGAUGAUGGCGUAGUGUAUGGGCAUUAAUUUGACGCCGUGGCUUUUGUGCUCGCCAUUAGACCACUGAUCUACGGGUAUUCUGUACAGUGUUUGUAUUGUGUAUUCUUGAUUUAUAGUUUCGUUUUAUUUCAGCCGGUUUUUAUCGAAAUUUUUGCAAGUAAAACUAAACCCAACGCAAAAUUGUAAUGUAUAUUUAAUUGGAAAUCUGACAGUUUAUUAUCCAGAAACGGGUAAAUAAAUGAAUAAAUAAAUAAAUACAUAAAUACAUAAAUACAUAAAUACAUAAAUACAUAAAUAAAUAAAUAAAUAAACGAUUGGAUACCGCCGGAUACGAAACAAACAACUAACGAUCCGACGGUAUUAUGUAAAUAAUCCGGAUUGGUUACAAACUUACAAUCCGGAUUAUCGGAUACGGAUAUUAUAAUUUUUUAAUUUAUUAUGAAUUUAAAUUAUGAAUUCAGUUUAGAUUUAUGGUGCAUCGUUUCAGGCCAACGCGAUGCGUGCCCGCCUGGAUGAGGAGCGGAAGAAGCGCGAGCAGUUCGAGCAAGAUGCCCGCCGCACAGGGCGCCGCGGCGGCAGUUGCGAGCGGGAACGCGGUCAGCGGCGUUUGCGCUCGCGCUCCAACAGCCGCGAACGGGAACGCCGACGUCGUGAACGGGAGCGACGGGAGCGCCGCGAGGAGGUCUUCAGCGAGACGGACGACUCCGAUCCGGAGCGGCGGGACGUCGGAGCGGAAGGCGACGCGGAGAAGGACGCGGAUAAGGAGGAACAAGCCAUCAAAGAGAGGUAUCUGGGUGCGACGCAGCGACGGCGGCGUCAGCGCCGUCUGAACGAGCGCAAAUUCGUCUUCGACUGGGACGCCGGCGAGGACACCUCGCUGGACUCCAAUCCCAUCUACAAAGCCAAGCACCAGGUGCAGUUUUUCGGCCGCAGCCACAUCGGCGGCAUCGACAUCAAGAGCCAGAAGAAGAACGCCAAAUUCUACCAGGAUCUGAUCGAGCACCGGCGCAACCACGAGGAGAAGGCGCAGGCCCAGGUGCACGAGGCCAACAUCCGGCAGCGCGAGGCCAAGCAGCGCUUCGACGACCGGCACUGGUCGGAGAAGGGUCCGGACGAGAUGAACGAGAGAGAUUGGCGCAUCUUCCGCGAGGACUUCAACAUCAUCGUCAAGAACGGCCGCGUGCCCAACCCCAUCCGCUCCUGGGAGGAGGCCAACGUCCCGCCGGAAAUCCAAAAAGUGAUUAAGGAAGUGGGCUACGCCUCGCCCACCCCGAUCCAGCGGCAGGCCAUCCCGGUGGGCCUGCAGAACCGGGACAUUAUCGGCGUGGCGGAGACGGGCAGCGGGAAGACGGCGGCGUUUUUGAUUCCGCUGCUGACGUGGAUCACCUCCCUGCCCAAGAGGGAGCGCCAUGACUACGAGGACAUCGACCAGGGUCCCUACGCCAUCAUUAUGGCGCCCACGCGCGAAUUGGCCCAGCAGAUCGAGGAGGAGACCAUCAAGUUCGGCACGCUCCUGGACGUCCGCACCGUCGCCGUCAUCGGCGGUUUGUCGCGUGAGGAUCAGGGCCUGAAGCUGCGUCAGGGCUGCGAGAUCGUCAUCGCCACGCCGGGUCGUCUGCUGGACGUCCUGGAGAACCGCUAUCUGGUGCUCAACCAUCGCUCCUACGUCGUCCUGGACGAAGCGGACCGCAUGAUCGAUAUGGGCUUCGAGGGCGAUGUGCAGAAGAUCCUGGAGCACAUGCCGGUGAGCAAUCAGAAGCCGGACACGGACGAGGCCGAGGACGAGGCGCUGCUGAUCCGGAAUCUGCGCAGUCAGUGCAAAUACCGGCAGACCGUCAUGUUCACGGCCACCAUGCCGCCGGCCGUGGAGCGGCUGGCCCGGACCUAUCUGCGCCGUCCCGUCAUCGUUAACAUCGGGACCGUGGGGAAGCCGGUGGACCGCGUGGAGCAGCUAGUGUACAUGUGCUCCGAGCAGGAGAAGAAGACCAAAUUACUGCAGGUGCUGGAUGGAGGGGGAUUCGAGCCGCCGAUUAUCAUCUUUGUCAACCAGAAGAAGGGUGCCGAUGUGCUGGCCAAAGGUCUGGAGAAGCGCAAUUACUCGGCUACCACCCUGCACGGCGGGAAAGGGCAAGAGCAGCGCGAGUUCGCCUUGGCCUCGCUGAAGAACGGGAGCAAGGACAUCCUGGUGGCGACGGACGUGGCGGGACGCGGCAUCGACAUCCAGGAUGUGUCCUUGGUGAUUAACUACGACAUGACCAAGAGCAUCGAGGACUACACGCACCGCAUCGGCCGCACCGGUCGCGCCGGCAAUAAAAGGCAAGACUGUGGCUGAAAUUCAUUGCUUUCCGAUUAUUCAUAAGAAAACACACAUUUUUUGCUAUUUUAAAAACAGGUUUUAGAUUGGUUUCCCGACUAUUGACUUCUCUAAUAACGGAAGAAAAUAAACGAAAUCGUUGUGCCGCCAUUUCCAAUCGGUUAAUCCAGUAAAGUAUAAUUUUAUUAAAAGGUUUUAUCUAUAAAUAUAUUGGUCAUUUGAAAUUUAAUUUAAAAUGACCGGCAUUUUGGUUGAUUAAUUUUCACUGGAAAAAUAUUGAAAUAAUAGAUCGUAAAAAUUGUACUCGUAAUUGAUUGAAAACUUGCAGAUGCUGGAGGCCUGGUUUGAUUUUGGCAUGAUCUGAAGCACAGUAAAAUUUAAGUUGAAAAAAAUAAAUACAGUAUUUUAAAAUUUAUUUCCCAAAUUUUUCCGUUUUAAGCAGAAAAAUUUGCUAAAAUAAAUUUUAGGUAUUUAUAUUAUUAUUAUUCAGCAAUUAAUUCAUUGAAUUUUCAUAAACCGGCAUUAAAUUUGACCUAGCUCUCCAGUCUCCACCUAGAAAUAUAGCAGUUUUUUUUUAAAACAAAUGACAUGCAUGAAGUGCGGUUUGAAUUAUGAAAUGAUUUGAUUCCAGGUGCGAAAUGCAAAAUGUCUGAAAUUGUGAAUGUGAAUUUGUUUUAAUAAAAUUUCUGUUAAUUGUGAAAAUAAUUGCCAUCUCGUUUCUGACGAAGGAGGACAGUCAUUUAUUCUUCGAUCUGCGGCAAGUGCUGAAGAACAGCCCCGUCUCGCACUGCCCGCCCGAACUGGACCGCCACCCCGAUGCGCAGCACAAGCCGGGCACGGUGCUGACCAAGCGCAAGAAGGAGGAGAAAUUAUUCUCCUGAAUAUUUUCUCAGUUUCUGAAAAAAAUUCCUAUGAUCUCUUGGGAAUUGUUCUGUUAUUGCUAUGUCAGCCUAUGUGUCUUUUUUUUUCUUACUGUGACUGCCGUUCGUACGGCGCCGGGUUUUUUCGUGUUUUGUCAGUACUGGGAUUGUCAAUGUACAGGCGAGCGUUCACAAAAGCACAUUCAAAUGAAUCUGUCCCAAAUGGAAGGACCGUACUU